Messenger RNA from Zasmidium cellare ATCC 36951, 765 nucleotides. RefSeq lists its product as uncharacterized. Lineage: Eukaryota; Fungi; Ascomycota; Dothideomycetes; Mycosphaerellales; Mycosphaerellaceae. The coding region runs from base 1 to 765 and encodes 254 amino acids. The record is from RefSeq and is a predicted model, not a curated record. The transcript has a single exon.
AUGAGGCCUGAGAAGCGAGAUUUGCCGUUUUACGGAAGCCCUCCGGAGCUAAUGCAUUAUGCCAGGUCAUUAGAAGCGACACCGGUUAGUGCAUUUCCACGAUUCACGAUUGAUCUCGCUAAGACCGUACAGAUGUCCUGCCCUCGAAGUGAGGUCCUCUUGUGCCCGCCUCAGGUCCCUUCCGCAAGCCUUUUUCAGUCACAGGAAAGCAUACGCACGUGUCCCGGACCUCGAAGAACUCUCUCCACCUUGGAUCUGGUCACAGAUACGCAUCAAUGUCGACGACGUAGUAUGGUUGCAAGCAUGGUCUGCGGUUCAGGUCUCUGCCAUGCCUGCUCGCGGAUGAAUAGUCUCACGUACCAAGACGUGCUGGAUCAUUUAGCUCAACACACGGACGACGGCCACAUUUAUGACUGGGUGUCCAAGAACCGUGUCGAUGGUGCCAUGCUGCUGGACUUCUUUCGAUGGACGGAGCAAGUCUCCUCCUAUUUCUCUUGCUUGACACCACUAUCAUCGCAGACUGUGCACCGCUCCGGCCAACCCUGCGAUGCGCAUGUGUCGUUAAAUCUCAGUACGUGCUGGGACGUGGAGAAAUCAGCAUGGCCUGGCACGACCGAUAUUGAACUUCCAACGCAUGUUCACCAUUCGGACUUGUCCAAGCACUUGGCAGGCCAGACAUCCUCAGCUGGCACGAGCUCACGGGCAUUGGCAGGUCGUCUUAGUCGACCGUUUGAGCCAAUUUUGACUCCAGGCGACAGGUCUUGA